Molecule: messenger RNA, 5009 nt
Organism: Ahaetulla prasina
Lineage: Eukaryota; Metazoa; Chordata; Lepidosauria; Squamata; Colubridae
Gene: SEC11C
Product: SEC11 homolog C, signal peptidase complex subunit
Exons: 8
Coding region: 292-825 (177 amino acids)
Cellular component (GO): membrane; signal peptidase complex
Molecular function (GO): serine-type endopeptidase activity
Source: RefSeq, a predicted model, not a curated record
GGGGGGGAAUGGGAAUAGGCUUUGAGAAGCGGAAGGCGGCAAGCGCGACGUCCGCGGCUGUGGCACCUGCUGGAGGGCGGCUGGCUGGAUCAGGAGGCGGGGAAGUGGGGCUGGCCGGCCCCAGUCUUGGGCUAGGGGGGUUCCGACCUAGGUUGCCUUCCCUUGUUGCAGGUGGAAGAAAAAGAAGGGAGAGAAAGGUGGGGCACCUGGCCCCAACCCACAGAGCACGGUGAAGGAAGCAACAAUUCCAUAGACACCCAUCUGCAGUUUUAAAGAAAUUAGGCUCUCAAAAUGGAUAUUUUUGGAGACCUGCGGCGAAUGAACAAGCGCCAGCUCUAUUACCAAGUUUUAAAUUUUGCCAUGAUCGUGUCUUCAGCCCUAAUGAUAUGGAAAGGCCUUAUUGUUAUCACCGGGAGUGAAAGUCCAAUUGUAGUCGUGCUCAGUGGUAGUAUGGAACCAGCCUUCCACAGGGGAGACCUCUUGUUCUUGACAAAUUUCCGAGAUGACCCCAUCAGGGCCGGAGAAAUUGUGGUUUUCAAAGUCGAAGGAAGAGAUAUUCCAAUCGUGCACAGAGUGAUUAAAGUUCACGAAAAAGAAAAUGGCAACAUUAAAUUUUUGACCAAGGGCGAUAAUAAUGAAGUCGAUGACAGAGGUUUGUAUAAAGAAGGACAGAACUGGCUAGAAAAGAAGGAUGUCGUAGGCAGAGCACGAGGGUUUUUGCCAUACGUUGGAAUGGUGACCAUAAUCAUGAAUGAUUAUCCAAAAUUUAAGUAUGCUCUCUUAGCUGUCAUGGGGGCAUAUGUACUUCUGAAACGGGAAUCAUAAAAAGAAUCUGGAAUUGCCUCGGACAACUCGUCAGCAUAAUUAUAUGAAGAGAUACUAAUAUAUUUGAAACGUCCCCUUGUCUGCAGAUAAUAUUAUGUGACAUGUGCAAACCAUAUUUUAUUUGUUUUGUUCCUCUUCAUGUUACAAUCUUAACUGUGAGCAAGCCCAGUUGCCCUCAUUGAGUCACACUGAUAAUUUUUGUUUUUAUUAUGUCCAUCUUCCCCAACCUGGUUCAGGUCCCCAAAUUUUCAGCCCAAAAUGUCUUUUGGACAUCUUGGGUGGAGAGAUUACAUAAAUUGUGGUCUAAAACCAGGUUAGGGAAGGCAGGAUUCUCUUGGCUGUCUUGUUAGCAAAUAAUGGUUUUAAUUUCUACUAUGUCUUCACUUUUUCUCAUUAGUGACAAAAAAUGGAUCUGCUUAUUUUGAAAAUAGUUUGGAGAAUAGUUUCAUAGCUGUGAAUCUUGACUACACUGAGAAUUCUAGUUUUUAUUACACCUUUCAUUCAAAGGACCUCUUAGCCCAAUUUGUACCCACCUUCAAAUUAUUCCCAUCUCCCACCCAUCCCCCCCGGGCAGCAGUUCAAACAGUUACUGAUGAUUUGUUAAAAGGUCCCUUCUUGCGAAUGAUUUCACAAAGACAGACAAAUGCUUCUAACGAAGAAUUGAAAACUGUAGUUUUGAUUAAGGUUGUACGAUGCCCCCUUCUGCAAGAGUGGUGUUCUUCUCACUGCAUUGCUUCAUCAAACCAGCUUGAAAAUCAAGACCCACAAUGACAUUUAUCUGAAUUAGUGCCUUGCACUUGUACAGGUAGUCCUUGCUUAACAACCCUAUUUGGGACCGGCAACUCUGUGACACAGUCGUAAAGCAUGGCAUUGCAUGACUGUGCCAACUUAACCAACGGCAGUUGUGCAGUUGGGGUUGUUAAGCAAAUCUCACAUAGUCAUCACGUGAUUGUUUUCAACUUCCUGCUGGCUUCCCCAUUGACUUUGUCAAAAGCCAGCGGUGAAGGUUGCAAAUGGAGAUCAAGUGGCUGUGGGAUGCUGCAAUAUAACUGUGAGAAGUUGUCAAGUGCCUAAAAAAAGAUGAUUAUGUGACCAUGGGAAUAUUGUUACAAAUGGAACUUUGAGGACUGGUCUUACAUCUCCUCAUUCAGCAUUGCUGUAACCUUGAACGGUUGCGGAACAAAUGGCUGUUAAAGAAGAACAAACUAUAGUGCAAUAAGAUGGAGGACAAAAGCUUUUAGGUGUCUAGCCUAGCUUGAGUGAAAACGUAAGAUAGUCCUCAAUUUACAGCUGAGCCCCAAAUAUCUGUUACUAAGCAAGACAAUUGUUAAGCGAGUUUUGUCCCAUUUUAUCACCCCUUUCCUACCAUAGUUGUUAAGCAGACAUAAUUCACUUUUUUCCUGUUCCAUUGUAACUUCGAACAGUCGCUAAGCAAGUGGUUUUAAGUUGAGGACUAACUGUAUGCUUCUGCUAAGUUCCCUUAAUCAUCAGUCAGUCCCAAGUGUUCUAUUGAUUUGGAUUUGCAGCCUAAGCAAGCUAUAAAGAGCAUUUCUCAAUUUCAGCAACUUCAGGAUGUGCGGACUUUCGAUUUCUAGAAUUCCCUAGCUAGCUUGAAUUCUGGAAAUUGAAACCCCCACAUCCUAAAUUUGCUGAGGGGGGAGAAACACUGCUAUGAAAAGUAAGGAGGAGGAUUUUAAAAAAGAAAUGAUAUCCUUUGCAGCUUUUUAAAUUUAAUAUUUAUAGAGGAGUUCCCUUGUUCAGUGAAAUGUUAGAAAGCACCUUAUGCCUACACAACUGAUACAAUAUAUUUGACACCCCCUUUUUUGUGCCAGUAAUGUACCGUUUCAUUUUUUUCUAGAUAUCAAUAGUUUAAACCCUCAUGGUUUUGGGAAUAGCCUGUAAUAAAAACGACAGGUUUACAGAAUUUGCGACCAUAGCUUAGAUUUCACAGCAUAUAAUCAACAAGCAAAUUUUUCCAUUUGUCUGGUGUGGCAACCCUUUUUUUUUUUCUUUUUAAUUGAUAGAAUAUGUGAGAGUCACCUCCAUUUCUCACAAUGUCAGGCAAACCAACUAAACUCAGAAUUUGACCAACCAUGAAUCCAGCUAUAUUGAGAAGGGGAAACUAUUCAUUAAGGCUGCGUGGUGGUUUCAGACUCGAGGCAAAAAAGUGUUCAGGAAUAUAUGACAGGCCAUGACCAUAACUCCAAUUUGACUCUUUAAAGUAGCUGCAUCUUUCCCAGAUUGUACAUUUGACCUCUAGAGUUACCGUAUAGUUGUGGGAAGCUGUGGGAUGCUUGGUGCUCUCUGAGCUUGACUGCUUUCUUGCAGCCUCAUUCCCUUCUAGCACUGAUAUUUGCCUAGUUGUUUGCAAGAAAGCAACCAAGCUCAGAGAGCACCAAGCAUCUCACAGUUCAACUACAAAUAAGCUCUUCUUUUAGUAGUCAUCCAAUAGAAUUAGGAGCUAUCCAGUUCUGUUGGUAGGCACAAUGGCUUAGCGGUUAAAAACGCUGAGCUUGUCAGCUGGAAAUCUGGCAGCCCGGGUUUGAGAUUUGAGCGCCACGUGGUGGGUGAACUCGUUACUUGCCCCAGCUCCUGCCCACGUAGCAGUUCGAAAGCAUGCAAAUAAAAGUAGAUAAAUAGGUACCACUUUGGUGGGAAGGUAACAGUGUUCCGUGCACCUUGGCAUAUAGCCAUGCUGGCCACGUGACCACGGUAAUUUUCUUUGGACAGCACUGGCUCUCUCAGCUAAGAAACGGAGAUGAGUAGCACUUCUAGAGUCAGACACGACUGGAAAAGGGAAACCCCUAUCUUUGUUGGUAGUCAUAGGAAAAUAAACAUUUCCUGUAUAUCCUGAAGUGGCGUUUCAUAUCUGCGGUGCUGCAGAGAUCUAAUGUUCACGUCACUGUGGAUUGCUUAGCUAAUUGGCAUCUAAAUUGGCAACUGAAAAAGUCUUAUCGCUGACUAGGUUCACACAUCGCAACAUUAAAACGUAUCUUUAAUUUUGGUUUUGUGUAUGGUGAAGCCAGGAUUGCAGUCAGCAAAGUGACAGUUAAUAUAGAACAAUAGUUUAGUAUAAUGUGACAUUUUGGUAAUCUUUAAUGAUUUGAUGAUGCCAUUUGGAUGUAUGUAUGAAGGUCCAUCAGCCCGAAGCAGCUUUAUUAUAAUGAAGUAAAGUCCUGUGCUUAGAUGUUUUGCCUGAAAUUGCCGCUUCGCUAAGCGUUGAAAAAAGGAGAAAAAAUUUCCUUGUUAUAGGAUUUACACAGCCUUGAAAUAAGAAUGGGGCUGCUGGAAGUACAUGAAUGCUGCAAGGUAUCUGUCCACUAGAUAGACCAAACCAGACCGCCAAAAAAAAUCAGGAAGGCUAAAACUAUAACAACAACAGAAUCUUGCAAGUCUAUUUAUGUUAUGCCUUUUUUUUCCUACUUCAGAGAAUUAGAAAGUUUUCUGUCUUGAGUCUCUUCUGAAUAUUAUCUGCCUGUUGUGGACUUAAACUAUGUGUUACUGUUCAUUGUCCUGGCAAUGAAACUUGGAUAUCUGCCUCAAAGUCAUCAUCUUUAUUCUCUACGGUACUUUUGAGUUCUUGGUGUUAGAGGGGAUUCCUGGAGACAUUUCAUUAGUACUUUGGGUAACAUCAUCCGUGCAUGUGAGAAUGGCCCCUGAACUAUGUAUAAGUUGUAAUAUUGGAACAAGGAAAAUUUGACCUAAAAUCCUUUUAUUAUAUCUAUGCUGUUAGCAUAAUCCUUUGUAAUUGCUAUAGCUCCACUCAGAUGGGGCUGGGAAAUAGAAGUUGUAGUGUAAAAUUUCCACCUGAGAUCACAUUCUAGUUUAAAAGCCCAACACUUGCCCUUCCAACUUUAUUCUUGGCCUUUUAAAUUCCUCUUGUGGCCUUAGGGAAAUCACUUUAAAAAUGUGAAUAAUCCGAGUUAUUUUCUUUAACUUCUGUCUUGCAAUUUCAUGGUAAUAAAUGUGUCAGUCCUUUUCUCUUGUUUUUUUUUUUUAAAGUAAAUUGCUUUAAAGGCUUGCCGGAUUUCUAUGAAAAGACCCACAAAGAGUAAAAUGAAAAACAAGUUGUCAAUUCUUGAGCUGUACUAAUAAAUGUGAUGCCCCACCACCCAUCUCUCUCUGUUUUAUCAUGCUAUGCAAUAAUUUCAUUAAAAAAUUGGUGUCUUGGUUUUAUAACUUAA